This is a messenger RNA of Calliphora vicina (urban bluebottle blowfly), 1259 nucleotides long. RefSeq names its product syntaxin 16 (gene Syx16). Gene Ontology annotation, biological process: vesicle fusion; intracellular protein transport; vesicle-mediated transport. The transcript has 3 exons. Lineage: Eukaryota; Metazoa; Arthropoda; Insecta; Diptera; Calliphoridae. Gene Ontology annotation, cellular component: membrane; endomembrane system; SNARE complex. Gene Ontology annotation, molecular function: SNAP receptor activity; SNARE binding. Bases 97 to 1134 code for a protein of 345 amino acids. The record is from RefSeq and is a predicted model, not a curated record.
UACCCCUUGGAAAAAAGUAUUUACAGUAUUUAUAUCUUUUUGUGUAAUUUGUUUUAAUUAAAAUAAUGUAAAGAAAAACUUAAAAGCCUAAGGAAAAUGUCUUCAAGGAAUUUAACGGAAGUUUUUAAUAUAAUGCGAAAUAAUGCUUCAAAAAAUCGAACAUUAUAUUCCGAUGACAGAAAUGCUGAUGGUGAUGCAGAGCUACUCCUGAGACGUUCUGUACAUGAUGCAGAAGAAGGUUUAGAAUUACGUGACGAAUAUGGUUCCCAACCGACCUGGAUUGACAAGUUGGAGGAGGCUCAAUACAUAAUGUCAAAAAUCAAACCAAAGUUGGACGAACUCGGCUCUCUUCAUGCUCGCCAUUUGUUACGUCCAGCUUUUGAUGAAAGCAAAGAAGAUGAACUUGAAAUGGAGUCAUUGAGCCAAGAAAUUGCUAAACUAAUCACAUCUACACACCGACACAUACAGUGUAUACGUUCUAGUUUAGGCAUGGGUGGCAAAUGGGAACAACGUCUAACCGCUAAUGUUGUCACUUAUUUAAUGCUCAGUCUGCAAGAGUUGACCUUAAAGUUUCGUUAUAGUCAAAAUUCCUACCUCAGGCAAUUGAAUUCGCGUGAAGAACGGUCCCAAAAGUUCUUUGAUGACUUUACAAACCCCAACGGCAUGGAAAGGGACAAUUAUGUAGAUUCGUUUGAUAACUUUUUGCAACCCACACCUUCCGGUGCUAAUAAAUACAAUUUUUACGAUGACGAUGAAUCGAAACAAAACGAAUUAGAUGAAAAUUUCCAACGUCCUAUGGGAAAUCGUUUAACACAACAACAACUACUCCUGUUCGAAGAGGAAAACACUCGUCUAGCUUUAAAUAGAGAUGAAGAGGUUUCUAAAGUUGUCAAGACUAUCUACGAUUUGAAUGACAUUUUCAAAGAUCUCAGCCAAAUGGUGCAAGAACAAGGAACGAUUCUUGAUCGCAUCGAUUAUUCUAUUGAACAGACUCAAACGCGUGUAUCGGAAGGUCUAAGGCAAUUACAAAGAGCUGAAAUGUAUCAGCGUAAAAAUCGUAAAAUGUGUGCAAUUUUGGUUUUGGCUGGCAUAACAAUGUUUAUGCUUAUUUUGCUUAUAUUUACAAAAUUAUAGACGAGUUCCAAAUUGGUGAACAUUAUAAAAUAUUCCAUAUCUUGUUUCAUUAUGUGUAUUAAACUUACUGUAAAAAUAUUUAUUAUAUUUAACUUCAAAAUUCAGAACUUAUAACUAAAUUAAAA